AUGUUGAAACUGCUCCCACGCCAGCGGUGCCCACGCUGGAGCCCACACCAGCGCCCACUCUGGACUUCCAAGGCCAGAUGUUCAUUGUGCUCAGCGGCGAAUGCACGGUCGACGACAGCCACUGCGCGCAGAGCCCCAACUAUCCCGACUACGCCGCGGACCAGAGCUGCUCCAUCGCCGUCAAUUCGGAGCAAGGCAGAGCCGAUUUUGGUGCUGGACUUCGACACAGAGGCUGAUUGGGACAUCAUGACCAUCAAUGGCUUAGACUACAGCGGGGCCACGGAGCCAGCGGGGAUCGUGCCCACAGACACCAUCACGUGGUCUUCCGAUUUCAUGGUCCAAGCGGGAGGAUGGCUGGCGCCUGUGCCCGCAGUUCCAGUACCAGACGCAGCCGAGCGCGCCGCCCACGCCAGCACCGCCGACGUCCGUGCCCACGCCCGCGCCGCCGACGCCCGCGCCGACGCCUUUCCAGUGCGGAGCUCGUCGUCGUCGUCGUCGUUGCCGCCGCCGCCGCCGUCGUCGUCGGGUCGGCUCGAGGAGCGAGGGGCUUGGGCUGCCCCCGAGGUGGGCCUCAAGUCUGCCGGCUGGGCCGAGUCGUUCUGCGGAGGCACGCUCAUCGACAAGAGGUGGGUGCUCACGGCGGCGCACUGCGUCGGCGGUGCCAGCUUCAACAUCAUCGCUGGCGAAUUUGACCUCGCGUCGGACGACGACGGCGCCGAGCCCGUGGUCUUGCAGGUUGCCAACGUGAUCGUCCAUGAGGACUACAACCCGAGCACCCUCGACAAGGACUUCGCACUCGUGCAUCUGGCGGAGGACGCGCCACUCGGCAGCUGCAUCGGGACCGCCUGCCUGCCUAACUCAACGAGUGAUCUACCGGUCGGCUCCACGUGCUACAUCUCGGGCUGGGGCACGAUGUCAGCGGGAGGAAACGCGUCGAACACGAUUCGGGAGGCGGAGGUGACGACGCUGAGCAACGAGGCGUGCUCGACGAUGUAUGUAGGGAACAUGAGCUCGAACUAUUACGACGACGAGAACAUGAGCGACGAAAACAUGAGCUCGGACUAUUACUACGACGAGAACGCGACCUAUGACCCACUCGCGGGUUGGUGGGAUCCCAUCACGGACAGCAUGCUGUGCGCCCAAGGAGUCCUGAACGGCGGGGUAACAGACGCCUGCCAGGGCGACAGCGGUGGGCCGCUGGUCUGCAGUAACAGCGAGGGCUACUUUGAGCUCCACGGCACCACCUCGUGGGGCUACGGCUGCGGCGACCGAGAUUAUCCUGGAGUGUGGGCUCGGGUGACCUCUGUGAUUGACUGGAUCACGGAAACAAUGAGCAACCCACCACCUCCGCCAACACCCUAUCCACCCGUGGCACCCGGAGAAGCGUGGACGGUGGCAUCUGGCGAUUGCGUUGUCAGUGGGGACUGUCUGACAAGCCCCAACUACCCCCAGCAGUACGACACUGACCAGGCAUGUGUUAUCCUCGUUGCGACAGGCAACACCAUGGCUAUCGAGGUCAGCACGUUCCAGACGGAGGACAGACUACUUCGACUACCUGACGGUGAACGGCAACCACUUCCACGGAGGCGACGGGCCCGCCGGGGUCGUGCCCAGCUCCGUGAUCACCUGGUCCGCGGACUACACCAUCUCGGACAGCGGCUGGAAGCUCUGCCUGGUGGAGGGGUCGGGCGAGGCGGGCAGCUGCGCGGACGACCUCGUGCCGGACGGGGCGGCGGAGUGGUACGACGCGGACGGGGAAAUGUACACCUGCGAGUGGUACGCCGCCACCAACAGCUGCGGGGAAGACUGGGUGCAGGGCGUUGCGCUCUUCGGCAUGACGGCCACCCAGGCCUGCUGCACCUGCGGCGGCGGCGAGACCAGCGGCGGCCACGACUACUACGACGACAACUCCUACGACUACGACUGCAACUACUACUACUACUAUUACUGCGACAACGCCACCACCACGGACGCCGACCUCCUGGGCGCCAGCGGCACCGACGCCGACACCGCGGACGUGAUCAGCACCGCUGCCCGCACGAGGGCUGGCGCCCUCCUGCUGGCCGGCGCCCUGGCCGCCUCCGCGGCUGCGUGAGGGCGGCGCGCCCGGUGGGUGCCCGUCGCGGGCGCCUCGGCGGCGCCGUCCUGCUGGCGGCGCCACUGUUGCGCUGCCAGCGAGCAGUUCCAGUCACGAGGUAG
Prorocentrum cordatum is the source of this 2199-nucleotide messenger RNA. The record is from the annotation of a GenBank genome assembly. NCBI's taxonomy places the organism in Eukaryota, Dinophyceae, Prorocentrales, Prorocentraceae.